ACAGACCCCACGUCUCUGUACGUGUCCGUGUGCCGGUAUGUACUGUCGGACAACGGGCUGGAAGACCUGUACCGCAUGCUGCCGUACCUCAAACAGGCUCUGUCCUGCUGUGUAUGUGAGAAUCUCCUGCAGGACCCCUAUGGACCCCACGGCUCCCCCUGUCAUCACUAUGUCUGCAGGAACUGCCUGGGAGGGAGGAAGGUGUUGCGGCCCCCCUGUGGUUGGUGUGCCGAGUACCGUGACUUCGUGCCCUGCAGACAACAGCACAUCCUCCUCAACUGUUACAAGAAGCUGUGCGAAUACGUGGCCUGCACUAACAGUGGGCGGUCUCUCCUCAGUGCUAACGGAGCAUCAAGCAGCGUCCUGACGUCCCUCCAGGAAGGUCUGAUGUUACCGUGUGACUCCCCUCUCCCUGACAGGGAGGUGACUCUACUGACAGGCAGAGGGCCCACUUCAGCUCCUCCUGUACACACUACACAAAGAUCAGUCAGAGGGCGCGGUUCCCAUCGCGUACACAGGCGCUGGAGAAGAGGCGGGCGGGGACGGGGCAGUCGCGGCGGGCUCGGGCGCGGCGGCUUUCACCAUCAGCGCCGGUCAAUCAUCUCCAUCAAGCCCCACGGGAACCGUUGGCGACAACGCGGGGUCGCAAGCCGCGGUACCCGCCACCAGGUCAUCAGUCGCGAGAUCCGUAACCUAGCGGGGUGGGGCAGCUUCCACCAAUUAGAACUCGACGACAAACAAGAAGAGACUGAGGUUGAAGACAACGUAUCUGUCGCAUCGAACCCUCCACCCGAGAAACGCUCGUGCAGAUGUGGCACGUUCUGCGAACCGAGCGAGUUAACGUGCCACAGACAGCGCUGUCCGUGCUACUCGAACCAGCUGUCAUGCGCCGGCUGUCGUUGUCGUGGCUGUAAAAAUCCAUACAAGGAUGACAGCGUGAGGAAAGAGGAAAAAGGGGCAGAGUAGAGUGACUGAUCAUGUUCUAAAGUGAACAUAGAAGCUCCUUGAAUUGGCUUAUAGGAAUUUAAUUCUUGACAUGGAUCAAACUCACACGAACAAUGAAGUAAUGGGAAGUGGACAGGAUUUUAGUCUGCUAAGGAAAUUUUCAUGGUUGUAGGAUUUGAGUGUUGUUCCAACAUAGAAGAAACAUUCACCAUGAAUUUUCCCUACAACCUUCAUCAUAUGUCUGAUUCACCGUGCUGACUUUUUGGAAACUGGGAGCAUGAUGACAUCAGGAGUGAAUCAAAGGUAGCAAAAAGACAGAAUCUACCACCAUCACAGCAUCUUGGAUUCGAGGCUUUAAAAAUCUUUUAUGGUCAAGUCUUAUUGGAUAGAAAAUAGUUUCAUCAGGUUGGUAGAAUAUAGGUUGAAGGAGAAUUCUUAUUACAAAACCAGACAGUAGGUACUUAGUAAUACAUUCCUUACGUUUCGAUGUCUCUCAGACAUCUUCGUUAGAGCUUCUAACUGGAGUUUCUGCUUCUCACCGCUAUAUGUAGCCAAUGUAGGUGGCGCUCUGGAUAAGAUCAAUCCCAGUGAUGAACUGGGACGAGGGAGGAUACAAGCUAAGCCACGUUUGAGACUGUUUUCUCACUGCAAAAUUGCCACCUACAUCGGCUACAUGUAGCAGUGAGAAGCAGAACUCCAGUUAGAAGCUCUGACGAAGGUGUCUGACAGACAUCAAAACGUAAGCAAUGUAGGUACCUAUGUGUAAUAAAAAUUCUCCUUCAUCUUAUUGAAUAGUUUCCAAUGCAGAAUGUUGAAUGUACCCUCUACACAAUUAAGCUAUUUGGACCUACUUGGUAGGAUAAGACUGUGAAAAUAGUAUUUAUGAAAUAUUGGUGUUUACAGUGCCUGUAUGUAGAGAUAGCAGUGCGUGUUAAUUUUUUGUGUGAUUACAAUUGUUUAUGCCUUUAUGACUUAGGACUAUUGUCUUGGAUUCAUCCAAACAUGUAUUCAGUUUAAGAAAUUAAGAAAGUGAAUUUCCAGUGACAAGUUAGUUCCAAUAAAGAAGUAAGUUUAGUGCAUUUUGUGGGUAAGUUUGUAUGUUUGUGCUUAUGUGUGCUUGCUAUAGUUGUAAACUGUAGUACUUUGUACUUAAUGAAAACAAAAAAUACUUUGUCAGAUUCAUGGAGAAAUGUAGGCUAUAGAAAAAGAUGGUGAAAUGUAGUGUCCUUAGCAGACUCAAAGAGUCAUUUAGACAAUAAGAAACCAAGUCCAAAUACAACUGAUUAUUCUGGAAACAAGCACAAGUUUCUAAAAAUCCUGAAUUGACAGGCUAAAUUACCUGUAAGAAAUUAUUUACAACAGGAAAGUAUCAAGUGAUGUAUAGUUUGUGUAGAAAUGUAUAUGCUUAUGCUUGUGUGUACUUGUGAUAUAGAGUUCAGGGGUGCCAAAGUAUUCGUUUUUUUACGGAAUUCGUAUGGGUUUGACAGAUUUCAUAGAAUACAUACAAAUUGUACAGAAUUCGUACAAUUUACUACUGAGAAACAUAUCCAAAAAAAUCGUAUUAAUGCCAUAAAAUUUGGCAUAUAUUUCUUAGUUCUGGAUCGUAUGGAUUCAUAAACUUCAUAAUUUAUCUAUUUAACUUCAUAAUGUAUCCUAGUAGUGAAUUGUAUGAAUUCUGAAAAAUUUCGAUGUAUUCUGCUGAAUUUCUUGAAAUCCCCGUAUGAAUGGCCAGCCUGGUAAGUAUCUUCUGCCUGGUGGCUAUUUGCUGUAGUAUGUAAUGAUGGCAUCCCAAUAUGUGAACAAUGACAACUUGUAUUUGGUGAUGUUGCUAUUUAUUCCUAAGAGAGGAAGAGAGAGCCAAAUAAUGGAUAUAUGAACUAGUACUGCCUUGAAUUAAUAAUGUGAUGGUGCUCCUCUCAAAAAUCGACAUUUAUUACAAUUUGCAAAUCAUUAACAGAACAUCGACCACAUCAACUGUAAAUCUAUGUCUUUAUUUCAUGUACAGAAAAUAUCCCAAUAAAUAUUGUCACCAUAGAAAAAA
Molecule: messenger RNA, 2986 nt
Organism: Branchiostoma floridae (Florida lancelet)
Lineage: Eukaryota; Metazoa; Chordata; Leptocardii; Amphioxiformes; Branchiostomatidae
Product: E3 ubiquitin-protein ligase MSL2-like
Exons: 5
Cellular component (GO): MSL complex
Molecular function (GO): ubiquitin protein ligase activity
Source: RefSeq, a predicted model, not a curated record